Molecule: messenger RNA, 3327 nt
Organism: Neltuma alba
Lineage: Eukaryota; Viridiplantae; Streptophyta; Magnoliopsida; Fabales; Fabaceae
Product: receptor-like protein EIX2
Exons: 1
Coding region: 1-3327 (1108 amino acids)
Molecular function (GO): protein binding
Source: RefSeq, a predicted model, not a curated record
AUGGGUUGUGUGUUCAAUUUUUUUUAUGCAUUAUUAACAUUGCUGUUGCUACUGCAUACAAGAUUCAGUUUGGCCACUGAUGGUGAAGCAUUGAAGAAGUGCAUCGACAAGGAGAGGAAAGCUCUUCUGUUGUUCAAACAAGGCAUCUAUGUUGACUAUGGCAUGCUAUCCACAUGGAGGGGAGAAGAUGAUGAAGAUUGUUGCCACUGGAAAGGAGUUCAUUGCAGCAACCAAACAGGUCACGUUCAAGUUCUUAACCUUCGUGGUUCCGAUCCAUCCUAUUUGAGAGGUACAAUUAAUAUUACUUUGUUAAGUAAGUUGCAUGAUCUGCAACAUUUGGAUCUCAGUUACAAUUCUUUCUACCCAAGUGACAUCCCUCAAUCUGUAGGGUCAUUCACCAACUUAAGGUAUCUCAACCUAUCUUAUUCUGAUUUUGUUGGGAGUAUUCCUAAUCAACUGGGAAAGCUUCCAAACUUACAAUAUAUUGAUAUGAGUAACAAUUACUUGGAUGGAGCUAUCCCUUGCCAAAUCGGAAAUCUUUCCAAGUUGCAGUCCCUUCAUCUUGGAGGAAAUAAUCUUGUUGGAGUGAUUCCUUAUCAAAUUGGGAAUCUCUCCAUAUUGCACACCUUGCGAGUUGGUGGUUAUUUGUCUAACCUCACAAUAGCCGACAAAAACAAUGGUGAUGCAGAGUGGAUAUCAAAGCUCUCUUUAUUAACAAAUCUUGAGUUGAGUUAUGUGAGUGAUGUUGGCAAUUCUCAGGUGUGGCAGCACAUGAUUGGUAAACUUAUGCCGAAACUAAUAGAAUUGAGGUUGAGAGAUUGUGGCAUUUCUCAUGUGCACAACCUUCUUCUGUUUGCUUCUCCUUCCAACUAUUCUUAUUCUCUUGUCACCCUUGAUCUCUCUGAUAAUAACUUGAACUCAUCAUUAUUUCAAUGGUCCUUCAACUUUAGCUCCAACCUUCAACAGCUUUAUCUGAGUAAUUGCAGUCUUUCAUCUCAUAAUCUUUACUUUCUAUCUUCUCAUUUUCAUUUUCCUUCCCUCAUUGUUCUUGAUCUCUCUUAUAAUAACUUGAUGUCAGUAACGGCAUUGAGCUUUGGCUUCAACCUUCAAGAGCUUUAUUUGAGCAAUUGUAGCCUUACAUCAAAUAAUCUUAUCUUCACAUCCUUCAAUCCCAACCUUUCCUCUCUUAUCCAUCUUGAUCUCUCUGACAAUCUGUUGACAUCAUCAACCAUAUUCUAUUGGAUUUCCAACUUCACCUUCAAUCCUCAUGAACUGGACCUCAGGGGAAACUCACUUGGCCGUUCCAUUCCCGAUGGUUUUGGAAACGUAAUAAAGUCUCUUGAAGUUCUUGAUCUCUCAUCUAAUAAUCUCCAAGGUGAAGUGCCAACACCACUAGGGAAUAUAUGCACAUUGAAGAGCCUAAGCCUUGCCUACAAUAACUUUAGUGGGGACCUUCCGAGAUUCAUUUCUAAUAUAUCAUGGUGCAAUAGACAUUCAUUACAGAGUUUGGAUUUAUCAACAAAUCGAUUGACAGGCAUCUUACCUAAUCUUUCAAGUUUUUCCUUGUUACAAGAUUUGGAUCUCACUAAUAACCAACUAGAAGGAAAAAUACCCGAAAGCAUCGGAUUGAUGUCUCAAUUGGAAAGUUUGCGGUUGGGUGCGAAUAAUUUUAGUGGUGUAAUCACGGAAUCUCAUUUCAAAAAUCUUUCUAAUUUGUCACACUUAUCAUUGUCUGGCAAUCCAUUGACCUUGAACAUUAGCGCCAGUUGGAUUCCCCCUUUUCAGUUACAAUUUAUGUUUAUGGCUUCUUGCAUGAUAGGUCCUAAUGUUCCACUCUGGCUUCGUAAUCAACAUCAAUUAUUCUAUUUGGAUAUCUCUUAUGGCAAGCUUUUUGGUUCUAUCCCAGAAUGGUUUUGGCCACUAUUGAAAAAUAUAGCAUACAUGAAUAUCUCAUUCAACAACUUUUCUGGUAAAAUCCCAAAUUUACCAUUCAAGUUUGAUUAUCGGCCAGAAAUUAUUUUGAAUUCGAACAACUUUGAAGGUGGACUUCCACCAUUUCUUUGGCAAGCAUCAGAACUUCAUCUUUCUAAAAAUAAAUUCUCAAAUUUGAUCCCACUUCUAUGUGGCCAAACUGAAUAUGGAGGCAUUGUCGUUUUAGACCUAUCAAACAAUCAAUUAACAGGGCAUCUACCUGAGUGUUGGAACCAACUGGACACAUUAAAAUUUGUUGACAUGAGUACUAAUAAUUUGUCAGGAGAGAUCCCAUCCUCUAUAGGACGCCUUGUGAAUGUGGAGGCUAUGGUUUUAAGUAACAAUAGCUUGAUUGGAGAACUUCCUUUGUCUUUGGCCAAUUGCUCCAAGUUAGUAUUAUUGGAUGUGUCAGAAAAUAAGUUGUCAGGGCCAAUACCUUCAUGGAUUGGGAUAAGCCUUGAACAAUUGCAAAUUCUAAGUUUACGGAUGAAUCAUUUAAAUGGAAGUCUACCCGUACAUCUUUGCCACUUAACACAAAUUCGACUCUUAGAUAUCUCUCGCAAUAACUUGUCCAAUGAAGUUCCAUCAUGCCUUGAAAAUUUUACUGUUAUGGCACAAGAGCAUAUCAACUCAAGUGGAAGUUAUCAUUAUUAUAUGACCAAUAAAGCAGGGUUUUAUCAAUACCUUGGUGGUUUGGAAUUCUAUAUAACAUUGAUGUGGAAAGGUGAGGAUUACAAGUAUAUGAGGCCGGAGCUCUUUCUUAAAAGCAUUGAUCUCUCUAGCAAUGCUCUAUCAGGAGAAGUACCAAGAGAACUUAUGUCUUUGUUAGGAUUGGUUUCCCUAAACUUAUCAAGAAACCAGCUAAGUGGAGAGAUACCUAUAAAUAUUGGGAAUCUAGAAUCACUAGAAUUUCUCGAUCUGUCAAACAAUAAAUUAUCAGGCCCAAUUCCUCCAAGCCUUGCUAAUAUUGAUCGACUCAGUAUGUUAGAUUUGUCAAACAAUCGUCUCUAUGGAAAAAUCCCAAUAGGAACACAGUUGCAGAGCUUUAAUGCCUCAUCUUAUGGAGGAAACCUUGAUCUCUGUGGAUUGCCACUCAACAAGAUGUGCCCAGAAGAUAACACGCCUCCACCUCAAGAAGCCAAUCACGAUGAAGAAGAAGGGGCCUCAUUGAUCUCUCAAGAAUUUUACUUGAGCAUGGGAUUGGGAUUCGUUGUUGGAUUUUGGGCCGUUGUAGGACCGUUGCUUUUCAACCGAACUUGGAGACAAGCCUACUGUAGGUUUAUGAACACAGUAACAGACAAAGUCCAUGUCAUGGUUGCAAUUUAUGUGGUUAAAUGCCUUACCAUCAGAGACUAG